Hyposmocoma kahamanoa is the source of this 345-nucleotide messenger RNA. RefSeq lists its product as uncharacterized. Bases 1 to 345 code for a protein of 114 amino acids. The transcript has a single exon. The record is from RefSeq and is a predicted model, not a curated record. NCBI's taxonomy places the organism in Eukaryota, Metazoa, Arthropoda, Insecta, Lepidoptera, Cosmopterigidae.
AUGACACAGGUGUUCUCGGGGUAUGGUUGCUUCAGGAAGUACUUGUGUCGAACCGCUGGAAGGGAGCCUACUUCAACGUGUCACCACUGCGACAACUGCCUCGAAGAGACGGCCCAGCACACGCUGGAGGAGUGUCCUACGUGGGCUGAGCAGCGCGGUUUCCUUGUCGCCGCCGUGGGGAGCGACCUUUCUCUCCCGACCAUAGUUCGCUCAAUGGUUGAGAGCAAAAGGUCGUGUGACGCAAUUCUGGCAUUCUGCGAGGAGGUCAUAGUGUGGAAGGAGGCGACGGAAAGGGAAAGGGAAGAUACAGCCCUUAUAUCGAGUGGGUCGCAGAAGGAGAGCUAG